AUGACCAAUGGAACUGUCCCGCCGCCGCCUAUUGCCCGGAAUAACAGUAACCAAUUAAUAAAUAUGAAUAAUCCCUCAUCCGAUGUUCUGAUUCCUGCAGUGGAACACAUCGCGGGUCGCGCCACCGGGACGACCGCCGGCGAUGGAGAGAACAACGCCGCUACUGAGCGCGGCUUGCCCGCUGGGGCCAGCGAUGAGGUGAUCAGAAUCACUAUUCCGGUACCUAGGCUCAAUAUUCCUGCGGAGAUUAAGCUUAGUGAAUUAUCGCGGGAAGUUGCGCCACGAGUCCGCGCCUUCGUCCGCGAUGUCCGGAAGUAUUUUGAUUUCGUGCGGGGCGGAAAUCAUGACAGUAUCCGUUGCUUAUUUUUAGCUAACGCUCUUGAAGGCGCCGCGAAAACCUGGCAUGAUGACUGGACUAACGCGCGGUUGCAAUAUACUUCAGAGCAACUUUUGGAGGCGCUAUUAAUUCGUUUUGCCCCGCAGAUUCAAACGCGCGAACUAGAAGCGCUAGAAAAGCUUGCUGCUGGGCAGCAUCAGAUGCGGGCAAACGAAACGGUAGCCGCGUACCAUAGUCGUUUCGAGGCACUCAUAGCACCCAUUCCUGACUUAAGGGAGGUUGAUCGGAUUUUCUGGUUUAUCCGCGGCCUUUCCUCUGAGUUCUCAGGAGAAUGUGCUACCGACCAUGACGGAAAGCCUUUUCAGGAAUAUGCCAAACUCGUGCAGCACACGCUUGGUGUAGAGGCACGUCAACUUGCUAAACUUCGUUCCCAAGCCCAAACCCGCGUGCUUCUGCGUGCUUCCACCGCUGUGCAGGAUCCCGCGCCCAUCAUCACUGACGACGGGGACCUCCCGGCACCGGAGCUCGCCAGGCCUCCGGUGCUGGUGAGUCGAACCGUGGGCGCAGGGGUCGGGGUGGCAAGCAUAGGGACAAGGGUCGGCCCAGGGCCGCUGCCGCGGGAACAGGGGCGACGGUGCUAG
This is a messenger RNA of Volvox carteri f. nagariensis, 978 nucleotides long. RefSeq lists its product as uncharacterized. The transcript has 2 exons. Bases 1 to 978 code for a protein of 325 amino acids. Lineage: Eukaryota; Viridiplantae; Chlorophyta; Chlorophyceae; Chlamydomonadales; Volvocaceae. The record is from RefSeq and is a predicted model, not a curated record.